CCCCUGCCAGUGGAAAAAAAAACAACUAUAAGUCCUCAGGGAAAAGGCAAGAGGGCGGUGAGAUGCUUUGAGAAAUCGCGGUUGCCAAGGAAGAGCGGAAUGAAUGCAACUCGGUUUUUGUUCCUUCAGGACUUUUUCAGAAAGGGAACAUGGGGCUUUUCCGGUGUGGAUCACAGACAUGCGAAAAGGCUGUGGAGGAGUUGAACAAGCAGUUCCUGUUUCCGGAGAAAGGGUGAUUUGGAGGGUGCGGGAGAAAAAAAAUAGCCAGGAAAGGUUUUUGUCAUGGCGCUGGGAAGGGUGGUGGCGGUGCGACAUUGGCUUCGAAGUUGCUCUUUCCUGGAGACCCGUUUCUUUUGCGAGGCUCCAAGAAUAAAAUGCGGCUGCAGCCGUCAACUUUCUUCAGGCCAUGGAGGAAAAAGGGGAGUCGAGGUGUUUGAAAAAUCCAGAAUUUUCAAAAGAGGAUUUAUAUUCUCAACAUUAUCCUACCUGGGAUACAACACUUAUCUAGUAAUCUCUCAGUCUGCUAUGGUUUGUGCUGAUAUGAAAAUUGGUGAAAUCCUAGAUCAAGCAGACUAUCUCUACGGAAGUGGAGAAACCGAAAAGCUUUAUCAGUUGCUGAGUGAACACAAAAACAGUGAAAAUGCACAAGUGUUAUGGCGUCUGGCACGAGCUUUACGAGACCUUGCUCAGCUUAGUCAAACUUCAGCAGAAAAAAAGAAGCAGCUGGCUUAUGAAGCCCUUGAUUAUGCAAAGAAGGCACUUGAGAAAGACAACACUUGUUAUAGCGUACACAAGUGGUAUGCAAUAUGCCUCAGUGAUGUGGGAGAUUAUGAAGGAGUAAAGAAUAAAAUCUCCAGUGCUUUUGUUAUUAAGGAACAUUUUCAGAAAGCAAUUGAUCUGAAUCCAAAGGAUGCUACUUCACUUCAUCUUAUGGGCAUUUGGUGUUACACAUUUGCUGAUAUGCCAUGGUAUCAGAGGAACAUAGCUGCUAUUUUAUUCUCAACACCACCCAGCUCUACCUAUGAAGAAGCAUUACAGUACUUUCAAAAGGCUGAAAAUGUUGAACCAAAUUUCUAUAGUAAAAACUUGCUGUUCUUGGGAAAGACUUACAUGAAAUUAAAUAAUAAAAAGAUGGCCCUUCUCUGGCUAACAAAAGCUAGAGAUCGGCUACCACAUACAGAGGAAGAUAAACAGGUACAAAAAGAAGCUUUGGAAGUACUAAAUUCUAUAUGACAUAGUUACUCAAAAUAUAUGAACUGAUGAACUAAGAAACUGAACAGAAAACUAAACAGUUAUAUUGUGAUUCAAACUGGUAUGUGAAGAAAAUAAUUUUUAGAGAAGAAUAAAUUCCAGAUGUUAGUGACAUUUCCUCUACAUCUGUUAAUCCAUCUAUAUACAUAUACAUGUCCAGAAUGGAGAGAGAGAAAUCAGGAAACAAUUAUGAAAUUGACAAGUAUUCAGAAAUAAUAGCUUUUAAUUUUAAUUCCUACUUUUCUUGUUUAAACUGUUAUUUCAGUUAUUUUCUGGCAUAUGGAAACAUGGUUUUAGAUACUUCAUUUGGAUAACUACACUGUUUUUGUUUUGGAGAAUUUAGCAGAAUAAAAUAUGCUUUCUUUUAUAUGUCAAAGGAUAAUUUGUUAAUAUAUUGUUAUAAGAGAUGUGAUGGCACAGUGUAUUCAGCCAGGAGUUCAAUCCUUAUGGGCUCAAGGUUGACUCCGCCUUCCAUCCUUUCACGGUUGGUAAAAUGAGGACCCAGAUUGUUUGGGCCAAAAUGCUGACUCUCUAAAUAAUCUAGAGAGGGCUGUAAAGCAUUGUGGAGUGUACAUAAGUAUGAGUGCUGUUGCUAAUGCUAUUGUUCACCCGUAAUGUGUAAAGAUAUUUUUAAGUACUGUAGUGUUUAUCUUACAUUUUAGCUUGCAACCAAUAUUUGAAUAAUUUUUUGAGCUUUUUUAUUUCUUCCAAGGUUUAGUUACAGAUUCCUUGUUGCCUUUCACAUCUUAAUCAUAUAGUUCCAUAGAGGUAUAAUCUGUUUGCUGCUUUUAAACAAUACCCUUCAUUUACAACAAGGUUCUUUUAAAAUAAAAAGUACUUUUAUUUAUAAAAAGAUACCCUAAAAAAACCCAUAAACAAAUAUAAACAUGAGAAAUAAAAAUUCAAAAAUAAUAUAGCUCUUAAUAGUCUUGAAACACAACAUUAAACUACUGUGUUUCCCCGAAAAUAAGACAUGUCCAGAUAAUGUCCCCCUACCAACUACUUACAUGCAUGCGCAGCCAGUCCCAUUUCCUCUGGUUGCCUGCUGCACAACCAAAAUGAGUUGAAGCAGCGAGACUGGAGGGGGGGAAGGGGGGACAUGUCAUCCCCUCCCUGUUCUUCAUGCCAGCAGAGCAUCCCAACACAUCCCACCCCACCCCAAUGGCAACAGCAGUCUGGCUACUUCCCUUCCCCGCCGUCUCUAUUGACGGGGUGGCAGGUGGGGCGGGGGAGAAGCAAGAUGCAUGGAGCGAGACGUGGCUCCCCAUACCAUCUCUUCUCCCCACCCCCUCCUCGCCAGGCAUGGCAGGGCUCCUGCCCCUUGCUUAGCCAGGUCUUACCUUUCAAUCUCUGUGGCUUUCCUCGUCGUUGUGUCCGGGGAAACAUGCUGUAAAAGAAAACCUUUUCACCAGUUUGAGAAGUUUGAUUGAACUUGUGAGACUUUCUUUUACAGCAUGUUUCCCUGGACACAACAGCGAGGAACGCAAGGGAGCUGGAAAGGUAAGACGUGCGUUCUGCUUCUCACCUGCCCUACCUGCCUCCCCAAAUUGCAUCCCUAAAGGGGGCAGGUGGCUUAGUGAGGGGCAGGAGCCCUGUCAUGCCUGGCGAGGGGGGGAGAAGGAGAGCCACGUCUCACUUCUUCCCCACCCUACCUGCCACCCCUCUCGAUAAAGAGAUGGGGGGGAAGGGAAGCAGCUGUUACCAUUGGGGUGGGGUGAGACCUGUUGGGCCACUCAGCCAACGCAAAAACAGGGAGGGGAGGCAACAGCAGCAAUGGAACAUCCAGUCCCACGUUUGCCAUCUCCUGCACCCCCAAAAUAAUAAGACCCCCAGAUAAUAAGGCCAAACCCUUAUUUGGGGGGGGGUCAAAAGAAAAUAAGACCCUGUCUUAUUUUCGGGGAAACACGCUAUAUAGAUUGGUAUCCCUUUUUGUUAGGUAAAGUCAUAAGCAGAGAGCAAAUCAGCUCAAGGAUUUAAAACUAGGAUGACAUCCUUUUACCAUAAAAAUAAGAUCAUGCUUAUACUUCAAUAUGAAGAAUUCUAAAUAAUACAAAUAACUAAUAUCUACCUAAAUAGUUAUCUUUAAUUUUUUCUAUGAAAAACCCUUUGUAGAUUUGAAAUCGCCUAGUCCUGAGAGUAAGUCAAAAAUUGUGGGUGCUGUUAAUGUAUCUGCUUCAAAUAGUGAAAAAAUUUUCUAAAACAUUGAAUAUUUUUAUAGAAGAGAUGACUCUAUACAUUAAAAAGCUGAAGCUUUCAAGCUCCUAUUCCCAAAGCCUCUGUGCCUAUAUAUAUAGCUAUGCUUUUUAUAUUGAGGUUUGAUAGUUACCACUUGACUCCCAUGAGGAAUCUUCUCUUACACCCUUCUUAAAUCCCAUAAAUGUAUGUAUGAGAAAGGGAUCUUCUAAGCAUCUGUUGCUUUUCUGGCAAAUUAUAAGAGAAAAAAAUGAGGACAGCAUGGCCAUAUAGUGAUUAAGAAAAUAGCAUCUCUCUACCUUCUCCUCUGUGGGAAGAUAAAUCAGCCAACGCAAAUCAGUGUCAUAACUUAUAUAGAAAUUGCCUUUGUUGAAAGAAUUGGAAAAAUACUUUUUACUUUUAAGCACCUACUUGUAAACUCUGCUAAAGAAAUAAAAAUAUAGAACUCUUCAAAUCACUAACAGCAUCUUAGAAGACUUGUAGAAUGGCAGGGAAAACCCAGUAUCAAUGAAUUUGCCAUGAAAUAAUGCCUGUUGAAGAUUUAAAAAGUCAAUGUAGUAUUUGAUAUAAGCAUUUUAACUAACUAGAAAACUUUUAAAGAAAAUAGUACAUCUGAUAAAAACAGUGUACUGAUAACUCAAAAUGGAUCUAGUUGUAAGUAGAAUGACAUAUGGAUUGUGUGUGGAAGAAUGCUUAAGCAGAAUAGGAAAUGAGCAUUCUAUACUAAAGGAAGCCUUGACAACAAUUACCCUAGCAGGUGAUAUUUCAGAUGUAGCUUCUAUGGCCAGUUGUCCUGAAUGCAACAGAAUAAUGACCGUGAACUUAAUGUUCCAAGUCAACACUCUACAUAAUAAUGCUCUAAACAUACAUCUGGUUAAAUACCAAUACCGUUAAAAGAGAAAGAAACCUAACCAAAAGAAAAUAACCUAUAGCAGAUACGAGGAACUAAAAAAGUCACUUUAAAUAAGGCACACUUAAAUGCAGUUAAGGAAUCUACCCAAAUUCUAUUCUAACUUUGGAAAAUAUAUACAUCUUUGUUUACCCAGAGGACCCAUUUAAAUCCAAUUGUUCUAGUCUGUAUUAAUAAAUGUUGGUCCUAUUCCAAUAAAUAAGUGAUUUUUAUCUCUUAGGGUGGGAGAUAGGGCAACUUUCCUAAACUUAUUUGUUAGACGUAUAUUAUCAUUUAUCCUUCAGGAACUCUUUUAAGCACCUACUUGUAAAUUCUGCUAAAGAAAUAAAAAUAUAGAACUCUUCAAAUCACUAACAGCAUCUUAGAAGACAUUCCAGUAGAAAAAUAUAUACAAAAAAAGGGUUAGCAUUUCUUAUUUACAAGCAACUUUUUAUCAGAAGGAAAAAAAAUUAAACACUGAUUAACUUUUUCCUAUUCUAGAAAAUACUUUGGUACAGUGUUACCUGUAUGCUGAUUUAUUAGCUGAGAAAUCCUUCCUGCAAAUUCUAAAUUUAAGCUUGGAGGAGCAUCUGAUUUCUCGGUUUCGUCUUCCCCUCCCCAUUUUAGCACACAGGUUUUCUUGUCUGUCUCUCUCCUACCAGAGAAAUGGGUGCAGUUACUGAAGGAAUGCUUUUCCACCUACAGAAUGAAGGGUCAGAAAAUUAUGUGAACCUUUUGAAAUGCUAUAGACUGGGGGGUGGGGGGGGGAGUAUUGUUUGUAUUGUGUGUGUGUGUGUGUGUGUGUGUGUGUGUGUGUGUGUGUGUGUGUAAGCCACCCAGAGUCACUGAGAAUGAGUGGACAACCAUAUAGUUUUUUUUUUAAAUAAUUACAUUUUUGUCAAGUUUCAAAGAAUUCCAACGCAUAUUUGGAAGAUAUUGGUACAUUGUUUGUUAUUCAUAAGAAGCCUUAUUUUUUAGAAUAUUGCAAAGGGUUUCAUGAAUGCAAUACAGCAGCAAAACCAUUGAAACAUUUGCUCAUUAAAACCAGCAAGGUGCACUUUGGUUAUCCCGUUUAAUUUUAGUAACAUCUUUCUCAGGCAUUAGUUACUUUUUUCUCUUAUAAAACUGCUUGGGGAAGCCAAGGUAUCUUUUUGAGCCUUUAUAUUAGGGAGAUGGAGAUAGAGAUUGAGAGAUACACAAAAACAUACAGAUCCAAUACAUGGGAAUCUGGAUCCAUUCUCAAUUUUCCACAUAAAUUCUAAUGAGCACUGUUGAUUUUUGGAAGAGUGCAUUUACACCUUUCUUAAAUACUGAAAUCUUUAUAUCCUUGUUUUACAAAAAUAUAAACAAACUAGCCAAUCUCGUGGAGUUGGAAGAGAUCUUUUUGAGUAGAUUGCUUCUGUAACUGGUUGAAUACCUAUAUACUUGGAGUUUCUAAUUGAACUUGAUUGGUUUUAAUAGCUCAUUGUGAUGAAAUAUUGUAAGAUGCAAUUUGUCUAUCUUCCUUGGCAAACAAAAUACUGUUUCUUUGCUAUUGGUAAAUCAUAUAAGAAAUCAUACUUUGAUUUCUUCCCUUUUAACAACCAGUGAAUCAAGGUCUGCUGAAUUGUGCAAAAAUGGACAAACUAAAUAAGAUAUUCUGGGGGGAAAAAAGAAUGUUAUGUAAUAACACCCUGCAUCCAUGACUUGCACUUAAGUAAAUUUCAUUGCAGUCAUUGAAACUUAAAUUCUAGCUAGGGCUACUGUUCAUGGAAAUCACUUAUUAAAAUGGAAGAGAAAUUAUACAUUUAACUUUAUUUACCUAGGGCUGCCUUUGUUUAGUUCUCCUAAAUUCCAAUCAAAGUGGCUUUGGAGUUUUAUUUUCUUCUAUGCCCCUUUUCCCAAAUAAACUUAUACAAGCAUUUCAUUUGUAUUUUUUCUCUUUUUGCAAAAUGUCCUCUGAAUAAUAAACCAAAAUAAAAAUAAACAAAGUAUA
Molecule: messenger RNA, 6308 nt
Organism: Ahaetulla prasina
Lineage: Eukaryota; Metazoa; Chordata; Lepidosauria; Squamata; Colubridae
Gene: RMDN1
Product: regulator of microtubule dynamics 1
Exons: 10
Coding region: 283-1233 (316 amino acids)
Cellular component (GO): cytoplasm; mitotic spindle pole; spindle microtubule
Molecular function (GO): microtubule binding
Source: RefSeq, a predicted model, not a curated record